AUGGCUAACCUCAUUGCUACUAUCUUCAUCAUUAUAUUCUCCCAAAAUGUGAUGGCCACAGGAGGGUUGAACGGUUUGCCCAUUCUGAACGGGAUUAUUCCGACGGUUCCCGCGUUUCCAGGAAUGAAAACUCGAAUCGGCCAAUUUGUCCACCCUGGCAUCUGGCAUACGCACGAUGACUUAGAACGUAUGAGGGUCGGAGUCGAGGUGGAUGAAGAACCCUACGCGUCGGCCUUUAUAAAGUUUAGUGCAGAUCUAUACUCGGCUUCUAACUAUAGUAUGCAAGGACCCAAACAAGUCAUUUGUCGAGGAUCAUGCAGCAACUAUACAACAUUCUCGAACGAUGCCCGAGCAGCAUGGCAGAAUUCUAUCAUGUGGUACAUCACCAGAGAUCAGCGCCAUUGGGAUACAGCUGCCGUGAUCCUAGACGCUUGGGGGUCAAAUCUAACAGACGUGAUCGGCACUGAUACAUCCCUCCUUGUAGCUUUAGACGGUGACCUAUUCGUCAACGCCGCAGAGAUUAUGAGAUGGGAAGGUGGAUGGGUUGAGGAGGGUGCCAAACCUUCGGGGACAUCAGGAUUCUCUAAUCAGCUCUACUGGUUGUUUGCAAGACAGUCUAUUAUAAUCGGCCAGGCUAACUAUGGGCUGGCUAGCAUUAAGGCUCUCUUGUCGUUUGCGGUAUACCUUGACGACGUCGCAAUGUAUAACUAUGCGCUCAAUGCAUAUCAGAAUGAUUUAUGCGCCGGCGUUCUCGGAAAUUGGGACGCGGAGACUGGACAGGGCGCCGAAACCGGCAGAGAUCAAGGCCAUGCCACGACGGCGCUCGGUUGGGCUGCCGAAGCCUCUCGAGUAGUUCAGUCCCAGGGAUAUGAUAUCUACUCGCUUCAUGAUAACUUAAUCCUCAAGGGAGCCGAAUAUACUGCCAAGUACAAUCUAGGUUAUGAGGUGUCAUAUGACCCAAAGUUUUACCGGUGCGAAGCGAUUCUAGUCAACGGCCCUUGGAGUAUGCCUUCAAACAUUAGUCGCGGCGCUGCUAGCGGACCGCAUGUAUGGAAUAUAUUUUAUUAUCAAUACGUCAUCAAGAGAGGCCUCGACGCGCCAUACGUAUCAGAAGCCAAGUCAGCUCACGAUGCAGCUGGUGGUGAACAGACCAGCAAUGGGAAGCUCUCGACUGACCAUCCAAUGUGGGGUGAUCUUAUAUGGUCAUAUCCGAGCCGUAAGGACAUCUUAAAUGAUAGCGAUCAUACUACCUAA
Daldinia loculata is the source of this 1254-nucleotide messenger RNA. RefSeq names its product chondroitin AC/alginate lyase. The transcript is spliced from 6 exons. NCBI's taxonomy places the organism in Eukaryota, Fungi, Ascomycota, Sordariomycetes, Xylariales, Hypoxylaceae. The record is from RefSeq and is a predicted model, not a curated record. Bases 1 to 1254 code for a protein of 417 amino acids.